Molecule: messenger RNA, 888 nt
Organism: Adineta steineri
Lineage: Eukaryota; Metazoa; Rotifera; Eurotatoria; Adinetida; Adinetidae
Source: the annotation of a GenBank genome assembly
AUGUGUGAUUCAUGUAAUAAUAUUAAACAUAGUUUUUUCGUAAGAAAAAUACUUUUUCCAAUUUCGAUUUUAUUCAAUAUUGGUUUAACAAUCUAUCUUAUUAUUUCAAAUACUUUAAAUUAUGAUAAAUAUCAAAAACGAGAAUCUUAUGUAGUAUAUCAUGUUCCGAAUACAACUUCAAAUUAUUAUAUUAUUAGAGAAAAUAUAAAUGGAACUAUAAAUUGUUCAUCGAAUGCUUUAUUUACUUUUAAUGUAACAACUGUAUACAAUAAUAUUAUAAGUAAAACAGGUGAAAAUUUUCUAUUCGUUACAGUCUAUUGGUUAACUACAAUAGUCGCUGUACUUAUCAGUAUAUUCGAUAUAGUUUUAACUAUCGUAGAUCACUAUACACAACAUGAUGAUAUCUAUGAAUCUGUCGAAGAAGAAACCUCUCUUGGUACUAAGACAAUCAGUUCGAUUGGUUCUCAAUUACUUCAAAAAGGUUCAUUUCUUUUUCCAACGUAUUUUAUCGGUAUUUUUGAUUAUACUCAAUUAUGUUUACCUCAUCAUACGAAAGAAUCAUUGUUCAUACUUCAUCAUACUUAUAUUGGUAUUGGUAUAACAUUAGGUAGUACGAUUUAUUUAAUACUAUGGACAUUAGCUUGUUGGGAUUCACGACGACAUGGAUAUGGUAAAGGUAUUUUAUGGAUAAAAUGUGAAAAUAGAAAAGCAUUUUUUGUGGUAGUCAUUCUAUUAUGUUUAACUGUUAUUCCAUUGGGUGUCUAUGGAAUAUUUGUUUGGAUUACAUCUUUAAUGGAAUUUAUUUUAACGACAAAAGCCGUUUUAAUAAGUUUUAAUUUUAUACUCGGUAUAAUUGAUGAACUAAUAAAAAAUUGUAAACAUCACUAA